Messenger RNA from Aureobasidium namibiae CBS 147.97, 363 nucleotides. RefSeq lists its product as uncharacterized. Gene Ontology annotation, biological process: DNA-templated transcription; termination of RNA polymerase III transcription. Gene Ontology annotation, cellular component: RNA polymerase III complex. Gene Ontology annotation, molecular function: DNA-directed RNA polymerase activity; nucleic acid binding; zinc ion binding. The annotation marks the transcript as partial. The transcript is spliced from 2 exons. Lineage: Eukaryota; Fungi; Ascomycota; Dothideomycetes; Dothideales; Saccotheciaceae. The record is from RefSeq and is a predicted model, not a curated record.
CAAUCAGUCUGCCCGAGUUGCUCGAACCUCUUGACCAUCACACCUAUUCCUGCGGACCACCUUCCUCUCAACGAGCAGCACUUUGCAAACGUCAAUCGAUUCGAAUGUCGAACAUGUCCCUAUCAAAUGAUCCUCGACAAGCGCUACUUUGAGCGCAAGAUGAUGAAGAGCAAGGAAGUUGAAGACGUGCUUGGUGGCGCCGACAGCUGGAAGAACGUCGAUAAGACAGAGGUCAACUGCAGGGAAGAGAAGUGCGACAAUCGCGAGGCAUACUUCAGACAAGUCCAGAUCAGAAGUGCUGAUGAGCCCAUGACCACAUUCUACAAGUGUACGAAGUGUGCCUCUGAGUGGCGUGAGAACUGA